AAGCCUUCCCUUGAACAAAUCAACCAUUUCCUCCGACCACUUGUUGACGAUCUCUUGCAGUUUUGGCAGCCUGGAGUGUAUAUCAGCCGUACAGCUCUCUAUCCUCGAGGACGGUUGGUUCGUUGUGCAGUCAUACCGUUGGUUUGCGACCUUCCAGUGGCGCGACAGGUCUCUGGCCAUGGCUCGUUCGGUGCGACAUUUUUCUGCAGCUUUUGUAAACUUAAACUCGACGAAAUCGAGAACUUCGAGCGUAGCACAUGGCCCAGACGUGAUGCCAUGGAGCACCGCAGACGUGCAGAACAGUGGAAGGCUGCAGAGACCCCGGAGGCUCGUGCUCAAUUAUUCAAGGCUCACGGCGUACGAUGGUCAGAGCUCCUCAGGCUUCCAUAUUGGGAUUCCAUUACAUUCACGGUUGUCGACACCAUGCACAAUCAGUACCUUGGCUUGCUCAAAACUCAUUGCAAAGAUAUCUGGGGUAUGGAUAUUGAUGUGGAAGAUGGAGACGGUACAUAUGUGCAUGAUCACAAGGUACCGGCAUACCCUUCUGACGCUGAGAUGUCGGAGGGUUUGCGGCUUCUACACAAUGGAUCGAUUGCGAAGCUAGCAAAAUGCACCAAGGCAAUGCUUGCUCAAAUUCACGAGGACAUGCAGCGUACUCAAAUUCCUUCGUGGGUCAAUCCAGCACCAUUCAACAUUGGUACGGAACAACGGGGCAAGCUUCAUGCUGACCAGUGGCUCUCGGCCUGCUCAAUUAAUUUUCCUAUUACUCUCGUGCGACUAUGGGGAAAUGAACGUGAAAGUAGCAGGAAAGCAAGCCUCCUGUCUAACUUUAUGGAUCUUGUGACUGUCGUGACAAUGAGCAGCUCACUCGAGGUGUCAGCUGAGCAUAUUAAAAUCUAUGACGCCUCGUUGAUGCGAUAUCUACGAACAUUGAAGGACCUUUACAAGGAAGCUGCUAUCAAACCUAACCAUCACCUAGCGUUGCACGUCAGUGAGUGCCUACGGGUGUUUGGUCCGGCCCGUUCAAUCAGGACUUUCUUUGCUGAACGGAUGAAUUAUCUGCUCAUGAGGCAGAAUACCAGUGGCAAGUUCGGU
This is a messenger RNA of Laetiporus sulphureus 93-53, 1095 nucleotides long. RefSeq lists its product as uncharacterized. The transcript is spliced from 2 exons. The annotation marks the transcript as partial. The record is from RefSeq and is a predicted model, not a curated record. NCBI's taxonomy places the organism in Eukaryota, Fungi, Basidiomycota, Agaricomycetes, Polyporales, Laetiporaceae.